GGCCAGAAAAGAGUUGCUGAGGCUCAGGCUCCAAGUGCAGCUCAACCACAGAAGUCCAGCAGUCCUCCACAGUGACCUGUGAAAAAACUUCCACCUGGCACUGCCAUGUCAGCCCCCGAAGGCCACCCCCAGCGAAGCACCAUCUCCCACCGCGGCCGCAGCUCCGUGCCCGUGGCCAACUCCAACACCGAUGGCAAAGAUGUCCCGGAGUUUGAGCCCUUCGGCUUGAUGCCUCGCGGCCCCCCGCCGCUCAAGGAAUUCCUGGACAUCUGGGAUGUGAACAUGCUCAACCAGCCAAAUGAGAUCAACAAGAGGAACCACCACACACAUCUGUACGCCACUGAGAACCUCAUCGUGCGCCGGGGUCAGGAGUUCCAGAUCAGGAUCACCUUUGACCGUCCCUACAAGCCCACCCAGGACCACUUCCUUGUGGAGUUUGUAAUUGGCAGCUACCCACAGGUCAGCAAAGGGACCUACAUCCCACUUCGCGUCGAUGAGGAGCUAUCGGGGUCAUGGAGAGGGCGGGUGGUGCAGACGAUGGACAACAUGGUCACAGUGGGCAUCACUCCGGCUCCUGACUGCAUCGUGGGAAGAUUUCGCAUGUAUGUGGCGGUCAUCACGCCCUACGGCAUUCGCAGGACCCAGAAGGACCCCAGCCGAGAUGUUUACAUCUUAUUCAACCCCUGGUCACCAGCUGACACAGUGUUCCUGAAUGACGAAGCAGAGCGAGACGAGUGCAUCCUGAAUGAAUCUGGGAUCAUUUUCUACGGGGAAGCCAGUGACAUUUCAGUCCGACCUUGGAAUUAUGGCCAGUUUGAGUACGGAGUUCUGGAUGCCUGUCUCCAAGUGAUGGACCGGGCUACCAUGCCCCUUGUCAAUAGAGGAGAUGCAGUCAAAGUGGCCCGCAUGGCUUCAGCUAUGAUGAACUCAAAGGAUGACGAUGGAGUCCUGGUGGGGAAUUGGACUGGAGAUUACUUCUACGGGGUGGCACCCACAUCCUGGACAGGCAGCGUGGAAAUCCUGCUAGAUUACGCGAACAGCAACCAAGGAGUGUGCUACGCGCAGUGUUGGGUCUACGCUGGUGUCUUCAACACCUUCCUGCGGUGUCUGGGCAUCCCAGCUAGGGUGGUCUCCAACUUCUACUCUGCCCACGACAAUGACGGCAACUUGAGAACUGACAUCAUCCUGGAUGAGAAUGGGAAGGUUGAUAAAGAGCGCACAAAGGACUCCAUCUGGAAUUACCACUGCUGGAACGAGUGCUACAUGGCCAGGACUGACCUGCCCCAGGGCUUUGGAGGCUGGCAGGUUGUGGAUGCCACCCCUCAGGAGACCAGUGAUGGUUUAUACAGGUGUGGUCCAGCUUCUGUUCAUGCCAUCAAACAUGGACAGGUCUGCUAUCCCUUUGAUGCGCCAUUUAUUUUUGCAGAGGUGAACAGUGAUGUUGUGUUCUAUCAACGGAACAAGAAUGGCACCCUGGAACCAGUGAGGGUAAACAAGUCCCACGUGGGACGAAUGGUGCUGACCAAGGACAUCGGCAAAGAGUCAGCAAGGGACAUCACAAGCCAGUACAAAUUCGCUGAGGACACUGAGGAGGAGAGGACGGUGCUGCAGAAGGCAGAGGAGUUUGGCUGCAGCCGGAUCCAGUCCACUCUGCCGCCAGCCGACGUGGAGAUGAAGGCAAGCGUCCAAGAUGUCAUGGUGGGCAACGACUUCCAGCUCAGCCUGGAGUUCCGGAACCAGAGCGACUCCCACCGCACUACUAAUGUCUACAUCAGUGGCAAUGUGGUUUACUACACUGGAGUCACGAGCUCUGAGUUUAUUCUCAAGACCCAGAAUGUGACACUGAAACCCUUUGAAUCCAAAGUGGUGAUUGUGGAUGUGAAAUCCCAGGAAUACCUGAGGAAGCUGGUGGAUCAGGCCAAUCUCCACUUCAUUAUUACGGGGCGCGUGGAUGAGAGUGGCCAAAUCAUCACUGCCAUGCACGUGGUCUCCUUGCACACCCCCAAGCUCUCCAUCAAGGUCAGUGGAACAGCAAGGGUCAGCGAGGAGAUGCUAGUCACAGUGGAGUUCACCAACCCCUUCAAGUUUAAUCUGGAAGAUGUAUCAGUGCGCAUGGAGGGCCCAGGACUCAUGUUGGCCAAAAAAAAGCAGUACAGCCUCAUCCCAACCAACUCCACCUUGACGUGGACAGAGUCCUUCAAGCCUCGGAGGUCUGGGCAAGCCUGGCUCAUGGCCAGCCUGGACUGCCAGGCCCUCAGGCAGGUUUAUGGGCAUCUGGAGGUCAACAUCCAGCCUUGAGAGACCAGCAGGCUGAGAAAAUGAUCUCCUGUCCUUCACUAACCCCCUUCUCCUGCUUUGAAAACCAAAAAAAAGUGCUUGUAUUUUUCUCUUGUGAUGUUUCUACUAGAAAAUUAGCUUGUUUUGUGCAACAUGGGUAUAUGUAGGAGAACUUUCUCUUAAGGAGAUUUAAUGGUCUGUUUAAAACUAGAUGAUCCGAAAAGGAAGAAGGAAGGAUGGGCGUAUGGAUGCACAGCAGAGAAAAAUGUAGCUUCUUUAAAACCUGGCAAAACUUCGUCGCAAUACAAUACUAUGACAGUACUUUUUCCUUUUAUGGCAAAGAAAAGCAUAUGUUAAUCAGUAGUCAGAUUUAUACUUGUCUUGUUCACAUCUCCACAAUGAACAUCUGUAGUGAUUUGUUACAAAUUUCUAUAUGCAGCUUGGGUGGAAAUAAUGAGCUUUUGUAUGGGCUUCAUUCCCCCCUACAUUAGUAGAUAUAUUAUUAUACUCAUAUUGGCUUCCAGAUUUCUUCAGUUUUUCUAUUAUCUCAGCUUGCCAGUACUGUAUGGUACACAGUAUUCUCUAAGUUCUGUAAGAAGAAAAGCCUCAUCCUAAAAGUUUUGUUGAGGAAAUAUAGAAACAAUAUUCUUCUUUAUUGACUGCAUUGUGUUUGAAUUUUAAAAAAAAAAUCUUCU
This is a messenger RNA of Scleropages formosus (Asian bonytongue), 2972 nucleotides long. RefSeq names its product coagulation factor XIII, A1 polypeptide b (gene f13a1b). The record is from RefSeq and is a predicted model, not a curated record. NCBI's taxonomy places the organism in Eukaryota, Metazoa, Chordata, Actinopteri, Osteoglossiformes, Osteoglossidae. The coding region runs from base 106 to 2298 and encodes 730 amino acids. Gene Ontology annotation, molecular function: protein-glutamine gamma-glutamyltransferase activity. Gene Ontology annotation, biological process: blood coagulation, fibrin clot formation; peptide cross-linking. The transcript has 15 exons.